Messenger RNA from Larimichthys crocea (large yellow croaker), 1200 nucleotides. RefSeq names its product tRNA aspartic acid methyltransferase 1 (gene trdmt1). The coding region runs from base 171 to 950 and encodes 259 amino acids. The transcript is spliced from 8 exons. Gene Ontology annotation, molecular function: methyltransferase activity. Gene Ontology annotation, cellular component: nucleus. Lineage: Eukaryota; Metazoa; Chordata; Actinopteri; Sciaenidae. The record is from RefSeq and is a predicted model, not a curated record.
AUCUGUCUGUUCUUCCUCUAGAGAGUGGCAUACCAGUCCAGGUAGUGGCAGCCAUCGAUAUAAACACUGUUGCGAAUCAAAUCUACAGGCACAAUUUCCCUGACACGCCCCUCUGGAACAAGACCAUUGAGGGCAUAACACUAGAUGACUUCAAUGCAUUAUCUUUUGACAUGAUUCGUGAUGAGCCCUCCUUGUCACCUUUCACCAGACUAGGACUUCAGGGUGAUCUCGCUGAUCCCAGGACCAAGAGCUUUCUCUACAUCCUUGAUCUUCUGCCAAGAGAACAUUUGGUGAAAACACUGAUGGAAUGUGGAUACACUUUCCAGGAGAUCAUGAUCUCACCCACAAGUGUUGGGAUUCCAAAUUCAAGGCUGCGUUAUUUCCUGAUUGCUAAGAUUUCAAUGGAGAAGAUUUCAGGUACCCUUCCACACCCUGCUGAGAGUGGUUCCCCUGAGCAGCUCACAGUCUUCAGUCAUUCCCAUUCAGGCACCUGCCAGCCAGGAGACAAAUUGCAGGCGGGUCAUGUCCUGUAUAAACUAGAGACAACAAUGGAUGCCCAGAGGAAGAUGAAUCAGAACAAUGAUCUAACUGUCAGGCAGAUUCAAGAGUUCUUGGAACCACAGACGGAUGUAAAUAUGGAACUUUAUCUCCUUCCUCCUAAAACACUGCUGCGAUAUGCUCUGAUCUUGGACAUUGUUAAGCCCACAUGCAGGAGGUCUGUCUGCUUUACCAAAGGCUAUGGGCGGUAUGUGGAGGGAACUGGUUCUGUACUCCAGUGCUGCAUGGAAACAGAGAUGGAGAUUGUGUUUAAAGGUCUGGACCAGUACUCUGAAGAGGAGAAGCUCCAGCGGCUGUUGAAACUGAAACUCCGUUAUUUUACUCCCAGAGAAGUUGCCAACCUCAUGGGUUUCCCUCAAAGCUUCUGUAAGUCAAUACCCUUUCUCUUCUAGGCUUCUUUUUUCAUCUUUUCCAACUAUGCAUCUUUCCAAGUACCUGCAGCAACUCAUGCAUGAGGGGGCUGCAGAACGUCCUAAGGCUGAGCAUUUUUAUCGAUCCUGCGACAUAUAUAUCAACAUUUUGUUUCCCCAGAAAGUAUAGAUUUUUCAGCCGGAAGUAUCGAUUAGUUUCGAUCGAGUACAGGCGGCUGUGGCUUGGAGGUAGAGCGGGUUGUCCACUAAUCAGAAGUUCGGCAGUUCGAUC